UAUUCUUUCAUUAUUACAGGUUGUUGCACACCUCAUUGAGGGUUGAAGAGUGACCACAGCUGAGGACCACUGAUAAACUCCAUCAACAAAGCAAGACGAGCUGCUAGGGGAAUGGCCGACUACUCCAUACGGAAAUACAACAAUGGGGAUUACCACGCCGUACGUAGACUGUUUGCCCGAGGCAUGUUAGAUUACAUUCCUGGCGCGACCUCCUAUAUCUUGAAGCGCCCACAAGUCUACUGCACCAUCUUGGCUUCAUCCAUCACACUGCACUUGUACUAUCGCUCCUACGUCCUUUCUUUCUUCAGCGUUGGGACGUUCCUGGCUGCAAUCCAUGGCCUUUUAAAUUUGGCGGUCCACCUGUUCAUAAAGAAGGUUCACAGCGGAGAUUUACUAAACAUCGAAGAGUCUUAUAUUCAGAGACCCAACUCUUUCUUCUGGGUGGCCGUGUCCGGUGGUCGGAUUGUAGGGAUGGUGGGUGUCCAGCCCGAUCCAAACUCCAACAGCGACAUGAUAUUGCGACGCUUGUCCGUGGCUAAAGACCAGCAACGCCGGGGGAUCGCCAGGGCCCUGUGCAGGAAGGUCUUCGACUUUGCUCGCCAGCGGGGCUACCAACGCGUCACCCUAGAUACAUCGACCAUGCAAGUCAAUGCUCAUAAACUGUAUCAACGCUUGGGGUUCAAGACAACAAAAGUCAUUCCCAGCAGAAGUCGACUAGGAAGGUUUGCAAAUAUGACUGUGGUGUACUACAGCUACGAUGUCUAGGAUGUGGUAAUGCAAGAGAGGGAUGGAGGACGUGAGGACGUGACCGAAGAUGGAAUAUGAACCAAAAGAACACUCCAAAUAGGAUACAUUUUUGAAGUAUGAUAAUACAUUGUGAUUAGAUAGAUAGAUAGAUAGAUAGAUAGAUAGAUAGAUAGAUAGAUA
Rana temporaria (common frog) is the source of this 927-nucleotide messenger RNA. Its product is annotated as probable N-acetyltransferase camello. Gene Ontology annotation, molecular function: N-acetyltransferase activity. The record is from RefSeq and is a predicted model, not a curated record. Bases 112 to 765 code for a protein of 217 amino acids. The transcript has 2 exons. Lineage: Eukaryota; Metazoa; Chordata; Amphibia; Anura; Ranidae.